This is a messenger RNA of Erythranthe guttata (spotted monkey flower), 1245 nucleotides long. NCBI's taxonomy places the organism in Eukaryota, Viridiplantae, Streptophyta, Magnoliopsida, Lamiales, Phrymaceae. The record is from RefSeq and is a predicted model, not a curated record.
AUGGCGGACAUAAACCUUUACGAUAUUUGUGUGGCGGUUUUGAAAAUCGGCUUUUUGACGGACGGCCACCGUAUAUUGAAACCGUCUCCGCGGGGAUUUCUAUCGCGCCAGUCUUUGAAAAUGAAUGAUGUUCGGAAUAUUGUUGCAAACUUCAAGUGGAUAUCCGAAGGAAUUUUGCCCGUAUGCUAUCUGAUAAUCCUCUAUUCGGUAGGAAAGGUCAUUCUACAUCCUCUUAGUGCUCUACAGUUGAUGAACUGUAUAAUGUAUGUGACCGUGUUAUUUCACUGUGCAUGCUUGUGUGAACUUCUCCUGGAUCUCAUACCUCUCUCUACUGCUGUUUUGAUUUUGAUUCGUGUUAUACAUGUAUUUUACAUUGGACGUGUUUUAGCCAAACAAGGGCUUUACGAUGCUUUACUCUCUAUAAGCAUUGUAGUAUCAGCUAGAUUUGUCAAAAUGAACAAAGAGAGAAGUGAUGUUGUCUUCCUUAUUUCAAUGACAUUUUGCCUUGCCCUCCUUUCUGCAAAGCACCACAAUGAAAGAAGACGUGGAAGACGUGGAAGAGGAGAAGCAAGUGGCGAAAGAAUAAGAGGAGAAUUAACAAACAUACGAAAUGAAGAAAGAGGCGAAAGAAUAAGAGGAGGGACAACAAACGGAGGAAACGAAGAGAGAGGCGAAAGAAUGAGAUCAGAAGGGACAGCAAAUGGAGGAAACAACGAAGAAAGAGGCGAAAGAAUGAGAGGAGGCAUGACAAAUGGAGGAAGAGGUGGAAGAGGAGAAGGAGGUGGAAGAGGAGAAGGAGGUGGAAGAGGAGAAGGAGGUGGAAGAGGAGAAGGUGGAAGAGGAGGAAGAGGUGGAAGAGGAGAAGGAGGUGGAAGAGGAGGAAGAGGUGGAAUAGGAGGAAGAGGUGGAAGAGGAGGAGGUGGAAGAGGAGGAAGAGGUGGAAGAGGAGAAGGAGGUGGAAGAGGAGGAAGAGGUGGAAUAGGAGGAAGAGGUGGAAGAGGAGAAGGAGGUGGAAGAGAAGAAAGAGAUGAAGGAGCAGAAAGAUUUCUCCGAUGGUAUUUAGAGGUCACCAGUUAUCCGUUGACUUCUUGUGUCAUCUGCUUGGAAAGCUUGUUCGACGGCGGCGGCGAAUUAGCCAGGCUGUGCUGUUCUCAUACUUUUCACCGUGCUUGUAUCGUGACAUGGCUUAGGACCAGUCACAAUUGCCCGAUUUGCCGAGCUGACGCCGUGUUUGAUGCCCUUUGA